Messenger RNA from Ctenopharyngodon idella (grass carp), 7761 nucleotides. RefSeq names its product regulating synaptic membrane exocytosis 3 (gene rims3). The record is from RefSeq and is a predicted model, not a curated record. Lineage: Eukaryota; Metazoa; Chordata; Actinopteri; Cypriniformes; Xenocyprididae. Gene Ontology annotation, cellular component: cytoskeleton of presynaptic active zone; presynaptic membrane. Bases 303 to 1262 code for a protein of 319 amino acids. Gene Ontology annotation, biological process: regulation of membrane potential; regulation of synaptic plasticity; calcium ion-regulated exocytosis of neurotransmitter. The transcript is spliced from 7 exons. Gene Ontology annotation, molecular function: small GTPase binding; transmembrane transporter binding.
CACACCUGCCCCAAUAGGGACCAGUGGAUCAGGUGUGUAACCAUGGAGACGCGCUCGCUGUGAGGAGGCUGGAUCAGCAGCGCGCCGCUCACUCGUCAGUUGCUCUGUCGCGCUCUUCUGUGGAUGCAAGAACCGUCCAGACACUGGCACGCGAACAUAAAACAAACCCAAACAAUGACAUUAUCUGCAACGACACGACAGAAACACACCAUUAUCUGACUGACUGAAACGAUCCCGUGCCUCUUUCUGCUCGCUGUUUGCCGCCUCAGUCCAGCCCUGUGCCUAGAGGCUUGUGUGGGACCAUGAUGCUCAGCAGCUCAGUGGAUGUACCCAGCCCAGGGGGGAUAAGUGCAGUGGCAGCCCGGAACGUGGUUCGCAGUUCCAGCAUAAGUGGGGCCAUGUACAGCUUGGAGAAAAGCCCCAGCAGCACGGGGCCCGAUGCCACAGGCCUGGUCGGAAACAAGAAACGUCGCUCCAGCCUCGGAGCCAAGAUGGUCGCUAUUGUGGGUCUGUCACAGUGGAGCAAGAGCACACUGCAGCUGAACCAGCAAGAUGGUGGAACAAAGAAGCUACGCAGCACCAUCCGACGGAGCACAGAGACGGGUAUUGCUGUGGAGAUGAGGAACCGUGUCACACGGCAGGGCAGUAAGGAUUCGACAGAUGGCAGCACCAACAGCAACAGCUCUGAUGGAACGUUCAUCUUUCCCACCACUCGCCUGGGCCCUGAGAGCCAAUUCAGUGACUUUCUGGAUGGCCUUGGUCCCGCCCAGAUAGUGGGACGUCAGACAUUAGCCACACCGCCAAUGGGUGAUGUUUACAUUGGUGUGGUGGAUAGAGGGGGUCAGAUAGAGGUCGAGAUCACGCAGGCCCGAGGUCUGACCCCUAAACCAGGCUCAAAGACCAUUCCAGCAACAUAUAUAAAGGUUUAUGUCCUGGAGAAUGGAAUGUGUCUCGCUAAGAAGAAAACCAAAGUGGUGAAGAAAACCCUGGAUCCAACCUUCCAGCAAUCCCUGAUGUUCGACGAGAGCCCGCAGGGGAAAGUGCUACAGGUGAUCGUGUGGGGUGAUUACGGCCGCAUGGACAGCAAGUGUUUCAUGGGAAUGGCUCAGAUCCUCCUGGAUGAUCUCGAUCUGUCGUCAUUGGUGGGUGGCUGGUACAAGCUCUUCCCCACCUCCUCUCUGGCGGACCCCAGCAUCGGCCCUCUGACACGCCGACUCUCCCAGUCCUCACUCGAGAGCGCCACCAGCCCCUCGUGCACCUAGACACAUCUACGUCCCCGUCUAAAUAUGCCUGUGUUCUCUAUCUCUACGUGUGUAUCUUCAUUCAAUAUACCCCGCCACGACCCCAAAAGCAUGAACACAUACAGCCAACUCGCCCGGGGCUGGAACGCUCCUCUUUACUGAUACAGAUAUUAAGAGUUGGAUACAAAUCAGGCAUGACACAUUUAACACAUACACCCUCACAGAUGGAUAUGGGUGUAACCAGCAACAUGCGGUUGUAUGGGCGUCCGGAAUCGGUCAUGGCUAGUUACAUGCAGAUCCAUUGUUUGCAGGUCAAUCAAUAGGGGCAUUUAAUAAAUCUGCUGAGAAAUGUUCCUGACAAUGUAGCAUUUGUGUUGGCGUCAUGUCACACAGGAAGCAGAAUGGGUUCUACUAGCAGUUCCAGACCCUCAAAGGUCAAUCAUUUCUCUAUGCCAAACCCGAAGUUUUAUUUUUUAAAAAACCAAAGCAAUUCUUAUUAUCUGUAGUGUUAUAUUAUAGAGUAUGGAUAUGUAGCAGAGUCAAUGACUUAGAUGAGAUGCAAAAAAACAAAGACGUGUUAGAAAAACUUACUAGACUACAUACACAAUUAAACUUUUAAAGGGCAGGGCUUUACUCCACAGGUCAGGUUAUUUAUUAGAAAUGCACACGAUUCCUGUCGCAUAAAGUAGCGUAUUCUUUUCUUUUUUUUCCUUUUUGGAGAGCUCAAUAAAUAAAUAUAUAGAUCGAUAUUUGUGUUUAUGUAUUAAUCGACUGCAUUCUGCACGUUAACUCGCAACCCUUGUUGAGCAAAAUAUGUAAAGUGCUAUUUUAAGCUUGCCUUUAAAAUUAUGUAGACUUAUAGAUGGUAGGUUAUUUAUUUUGCUAAUGUUUUAAUCUCACUUUUUGUCUGAGCAACACAAUCUGCACCGAGCUGCAGACAUAGUCAGAGGGAAUCAAACCCUCUGAAGGAGAACCAACUGUCCUGUUAAACCAGCAACCCUCAUACACAGCUGCUGCAUUGUGGGAUUUGCCGAACGUUGUCCACGGGCAAGCAAGAAAACUUUUCUUGUAGCAAGUAGCGAAGAUUUCUGGGAAGCUGGAGCCGCAUUAUACUUUACCGCCUCAAGUAGUUUUGGGUUUCUUUCUACCAGCAUAUGGAUCUGAACUGUUAAAGGUCUUUUCCAUUUCCUGUUAAACUCAGGAGGUCACGCUGAACAAAAACCACAUUCACAUCAAUAUGAGGACUGGUGAUGGAGUCGCUCACUCAACAGGAUUUUGAAGCCCAGAACAAAUGGUAUUCUGUAAACUCCUGGACACUUUUGUUUUUGUCUUUGAACAUUGCCAUUGUGACUAUUCCUGUCCAAUCAGCAGUCUUCUUUAGCUUCGACUAUGAAGCUGAGUGGCUCUAGAUGGCUUCUUCAGUCAGUCUUUGGUGUUACGGAAACUUGUGGAAGGAAAGCAGCACUGUAGGUAAAAUAGUGUUCAUACCACUCCUGUCAACCUCCUCUGCACAUCUAGAUUUAUUUUCAUAGUUCUUCUGAAUAUAUCAGAUUGGAAGAAGGUACCUUAGAUAUAGUAGGAUCUCUGAACCAGUUCAUCACAUUCAGUUUUUCAGUCACCAUGCAUCUUCUGCAUGGUAACACAUAUAUUAUGAUUCAUACGUGACAGUAUCAAUAAGAACCAGAACAUUAUUCAUUUCUAUGUUCCCAUAUGGAUCAUUAGCCAAAUCAUUAAAGACGUUUGUAUAAUUCAGGCUAUGUCUACAUUAAUCUGGAUACAUUUGAAAACGGCGUUUCAAAAUGCUCUCCGUCCACGCUAUAGCGCUUUUUCCAAAAGUUUCUCUAAAUUUCGCUAAAUUCACCUUACUGCGCAUGCGUAAAACCUCAUAAAAGCUCACUGAGAUGAUACAGACAUAAUUGUUUUGUUUUUUUUAGCAAAAUAUUUCGCCAUUCACUGAUGCGUUCAGGUCGCACUCAAUCAACAUAUGUGACCUUGGACCACAAAACAAGUCAUAAUUCGCAUGGAUUUAUUUGUAGCAAUAGCCAACGAUACAUUGUAUUGGUCAAAAUUAUCAAUUUUUCUUUUAUGCCAAAAAUCAUUAGGAUAUUAAGUAAAGAUCAUGUUCCAUGAAGAUAUUUGUAAAUUUCCUACCUUACAUAUAUCAAAAAUUUAUUUUUGUGAGUGGAUAUGCAUUGCUAAGGACUUUAUUUGGACAACUUUAAAAGCGAUUUUCUCAGUAUUUUGAUUUUUUUUUUUUUUUUUGGAUCAGAUUCCAGAUUUUCAAAUAGUUGUAUCUCGGCCAAAUAUUGUCCUAUCCUAACAAACCAUAAAUCAAUGGAAAGCUUAUUUAUCCAGCUUUCAUAUGACUUAUAAGUCUCAAUUUAAAAUAAAAUUGAUCCUUGUGACUAGUUUUGUGGUCCAGGGUCACAUAUGUUUGGUCUAAAAUGCAACUGCUCUCACGUUUUGCCGCAGAACAGCAAUUGCGGGUAAAUUUUCUGUCAUCUUUGCAGGACUGCGAUAUGAAGAGUGUGCAAAGUAACAUAUUUUUAGCAACAGUGUGGAAGUGAAUAGCACAUAACAGGCACAAUAGCGGUAUAAAACAUACAUGUCUAUCGGCUCAAUAUGCGUCACUGGAGUAGGCUAAACAUGCGUCAUCGUUUUCAAAUACCUCCGUUUUUACAUACCACACUACAACGCGAAAACAGCAAAAUUAUUCAUUUGGGAAAGCGUUUUCAAAAAGCAGGACAAAACAUGUCUCAGUGUGGACGGAAGGCCAAAAUGGAGAGAAAAAGAAACGAAAACGUAUUAGUGUGGGCAAGGCCUCAGUCUGUUCAAACUCUCAUGUGUGAUGGAACGCACAAACUCUAAAUGUUUGAUUUUCAUGGUUUGCACCAUAUGCAUCUUAUAGAUCUGCUUUUAAAGAGAGGCUAUGAGAUCAGCAAACCGUUUCAUCUGAUUUAUCAUUUUGAAUCGUUUGAAGUAUUUUAGUAUUGUGUGUUGCUUUUCUAUCUGCCAAUGUCACUGCUACCUGAUCAAGAUGUACAUCGCAAAAUAUUUGAACCAUUUCCCUGGAUGUUCAUAAGAAAGUGUGCCUCACAUUCCAUACUUUCAAAAUUGUAUUUUUCUUUCUUAAUUGCUUUUAAUAUUCCUAGCUGUUCCAUCCAUGCACUUCACAUGCACAUGUUUCAGUGCAUUUGGGAAGAUGUAGAUACUAUAAAACACUUCUUUACCAUACCUUCCUUAUCACAAUAAUGGUUUUCUCUGCGUAGAGAGAUUUAUCUUUAAAUCUUGAGAAACAUUUGGUCAUAGUUUGUCUUUAAAGGACAUUUAAAAUGCUUUCUCUGCUUAUUUAGAUGUUUUUGCUUCACAAUGAAUCUUACUAUUAUUUAAUAGUAUUAUUUUUUACAUGGUUACAAAAAGUUCUGAACCACAUGACAAAUGUCACGCACACUAAAUAUAUUUGCAUUUUAAUUAUUUCUGUAAGGCCAUAUGUACAAGUUGGACCAAAAAAAAAGGGGGGGAUCAGAUUAGUUCUGGGCAAUGCAGUUAUAAAGUGUAAUAGUAAGAACAAAAACAGUGAAUAAGGUUCCAACAUCUGAAACUUUGUUACAAUACUUUGCUCUUUCUUAUUAUCAUCUAAAACUGCGAAUGUAGUACAUUCAAGUUGAAACUAUUUUAUUCAUGCCAGUCAUGACUGAUUUGACAUUUUAGAAUAUUUUACUUUCCAGCCUGUUGUUCUUCAAGCUCAGAGGUUUUGCCUUUAAACAUACAAAAUGAGUGUCUGCUAAUUCUCACAUACAUUUCUUGCUUCUUAUGUAUUUGCACAAGUUUGAUUGUGUUGCACCUUUCUCUUUUCCACUAACAGACAAAUGUCUGUACAUUAAAUUAGGUACUAACUAAAGAUGAAAUUGUUUUACUGUACUGAAAACAAAUUGUAUUUGCAGCUGAAUGUUUGUCCUUGGUAAACACUAUGAAAUGACUAUUAGAUAUUGAUAUUUUUUCUAUGUGAUUUUAUGUACAUCGGAAUAUGGGAUUAUAUGUGUCCCUUUACUGUACAAUGAAGUAGUUACAAAAUCUUGCAUUUUUGCAAAAUGAAAAGAGUCUGAAUGCAUGAAUAUUUGUACUGUACUGCUCUAUUUUUUCAGGUGUAGUGGAUGGAUGUAGUUUGUUGCAAUCCAUAGCUAAACCAAAUGCAACAUUGACAAAAAAAAAUGUAGAUUUGCCGCUUCCAGAUUUCUGCGGUUUGGAUGCGUUUCGAUAUUUUAACAUGGAAUGAGAAUGAUCAGAUCUGUUCUGUUCUGACAGUAAUCAGAUACAGCUAUCAAAUGCUUCUGUGGUGUGUUGAUAAUCUGUAAAUACAAAUCUUUGGGUAUGAUGUUGUAACUUCUGAAAGUCACUAGCAUCUGGUUUGUUUAAACGCUCUGUGUUGAAUCAGGCUACCUGAUGCUUUUAUAUGCGAGACCACUUCAUGCUUUUCAGUUCAUACAUGGCAAAGACCGAAGAGGGUUUUUUUGUUUUUUGGCAUGCACAGUUUAUGUUUGAGUGUAAGUAAGUGACACCAGUCUGACUGGGGAAUGAUCUUAAUACACUGAAUCCAGAUCAAUACAAAUGUUAUGAUGUAUUCUGUGUGGGCCAAAAAUCAUAGCCGAUACAGUUGCAGGUAUAUUUGGUAUUCAUGCUUAUUUGCAUUCAGAAAUGGACAAUAGAUUGUAAAACUGAGAAUGAUGUGUGAUUUUUGAACUUUUAUUUUAUGAGAUGUUGCUUCGUCAGGUACUGUAUGAUGUAUAUAAAUGAUAUACAUGUUGAGAGAUUGCUUUAAUUUUUAAAUAGGAAUGUAAUCUCCCUUUACAACUAUAUGGGCCAUUUAAAACUCUUGUGAAGUCUUUUAAUGAAACCCUAAUACUGUUUUUUGUUCAUUUGUUAACAAACACAAGGAUUAUUGAGGUGAUAUUUAUCUUAUUUUUGUAAAAUUAAUUAUUUUAAAGAGUGGUCUGUUGGGUAAAGGCUUGUUUAUUGCCUUACUUGUGAGAUGUUAUUAUAAGGCUUAAAUGUGUUACUGAAAGCCUUGAGUGUUUUGCUUCGAUAUCAUUAUACUAAAGUAUCUCUAACUUGAAUGUACAUAUAUAAUCUUAUUGUAAUACAGGUUUUAUUUGUUUCAUUUGGUAAAUGACACAUUUCCUGGUUUGUGUUGAUGUUUAAAGGCUUACAUGAGCACAUGGGGCCUCAUUUAUAAAAUGUUGUGUAGAAACCAUCCUACAUUUGAUCUUACGAUCAUUUCGCAAAUGUGCUUACAUGUGAUUCAGAGAAUGAAUGUACACACUAAAAAGGUGCAUACAUCUCUCUUCCAGAUGUUACAUUUAUAAAAUCAUCGCAAAUAAUCUUGAAAUUGUGCGCCGCCUAUAAGUAAUGUCAUUAACAUAUAAAAGAGCACCAGUCAACAACCAAAUCCUUUACUUGAGAAUGGUGCUAAAACACUUUUCCAGGUCAAAGACUGUUUUUAUAAAUAUGAACAUUGGCGUGGAUUUUAGCGUACGCACACUCUAAGUUCAGUUUAUAAAUGAGGCCCCUGGUAUCUAAUGCAAUCUGUUUACAAUCACAAUUGAUUUGAGUAUUCGGCUUUUUGAAAACAUAAGAUUGAUAUCAGAUAUCAGUUAUAACAUUCAGUGCAUGUCUGUUUUUAGUCAUUUACUUUUGAGAUUUGUAAAAUGAUAUGGAGAAAGACAGCAUUGCAUUUUUUGUAACAUGUUUGUUUCUUUUUUCAAAGAGCCAAGAAAGAUUGUCUCUAAAACAUUGAAUUAUAUAUAUAUAUAUAUAUAUAUAUAUAUAUAUAUAUAUAUAUAUAUACAACCUUAAAUUUAUUGUACUCUUGGGUCAGACUUAAAAGACUGUCAUUGGCAAUUUAUUUAUUUCACAAAUGCAAAGAUGGUCAUUUGUAGUCUGUUUUCUCAUUCAUGUAGCAAAGCUGUUAGCAGCUCUUUUGUUGUUGCCAUAAAUCAGCCAUUCAUAUUAUUCAUGGCAGUGUUAACAGUACAAGACACUGUUGAGACACGCUCACCUUUGCAGAGAGAGGUUUUCAACUUUCAUAAGAAAUGUAGCUACUUUGAAAUCCACGCCCAGUUGCAUCCAUACAUUUAUCCUAUAUUUAACCCACUUGGUUUAAGUCUUGCACUUAGGGAGAGCACGAUCAAAGAUUUAUCAGAGACGGGGUAGCCCCCAAAACUUUUAGAAAAUUAUAUGAGCUGACAGUGCACUGCUGUUUAGGAAUAACAGAAUGGUUAAGAGCUGUGGGGAAGCUGUAAUUUUAUACUUGUGCUUUGUAAAUGUUUUCUAUGUGCAGUAUUUGAUAAUGUAAAACUGGUAUUUUUGUGGUUUGUACGCUGCAGAAUUGAUUAUUUAAGGUGCACGCAGUUUUGUAAGAAAAGGACGAGAAACUUUGAAAAAAAAUCAUUUUGACUGAAGCCUGUAUCUGCAUGCAUAUGGACUGCUGGAAGCUGGAGGUCAAUAAAUUUUAUUUGAAUCA